Pseudozyma flocculosa PF-1 is the source of this 837-nucleotide messenger RNA. RefSeq lists its product as uncharacterized. The coding region runs from base 1 to 837 and encodes 278 amino acids. The record is from RefSeq and is a predicted model, not a curated record. The transcript is spliced from 3 exons. Lineage: Eukaryota; Fungi; Basidiomycota; Ustilaginomycetes; Ustilaginales; Ustilaginaceae.
AUGCGCCUUGCCGCCACGCUCGCAUCGACGGUCGCAGCGGCCGCCUCGGUGGCGCUGGCCUGGGAGACGUCGCGCCAAGCCGCGGGUCAGGCAUACGACCUGGUCAACGACGCCGGCAUCUUUGGCGUGGCCACCCUCUCGACGCGGUAUGCCGACGACGUCGGCGACGCCUUCCUCCGCGGCCAGACCAUCUCGGGACCCGAGUACUACGCACCCUGCUUCGCCAACGGAGACCUCCUCUUCCUCGGUCUCAAGGUCUCACAGACCUGGCGCAACGUGCUCACGAGCCCGAGCAAGAACGCCACGGUCGCCAUCGCAUCCAACACCGACCCGGCAGUGCCCGACCGACGGCACUCGUCUCACGACGACCCAAGCCACCCGCAGUGGGAUCCGAAGCGGCCCUCGUGGCGGCGGGGCAUGCCGUCAAAAGGCCGGGCCACCUUCUUCGGCCACUUUGAGCUCCUCGACGAGACCUCGACCGCACCUGGCACGGACCGGGACGACCUCUCUCGCUGCUUCCUGUCCCACCAUCGCGACGCGAGCCACUGGGCUCCAGGCGCCAAAGAGUCGCCCCACGUCCCCUUCUGGGCCAGGUUUGUCGUCGGCCGCAUCUAUUGGGUCGGCGGCUUUGGCGACGAGCACUUUAUCGGCUGGCUCAGCCGCGAUCUGUGGACCGAGACGUGGCGCGCCAGAUCCCAGCACGCCAACGGCGUCGAGGGGUACCUGCAGCCUUCCGACGCCGUCGAAGCUCCGCUCGACGAGAUCAACCCUGCACUCAAUCCGCUGUCCCUGUUUGCAGAGCACGAAGCUGCAGGCCUCGGGCUGUUCUUUCAGUGA